This is a messenger RNA of Arachis duranensis, 1821 nucleotides long. Its product is annotated as aspartic proteinase 36. The record is from RefSeq and is a predicted model, not a curated record. Lineage: Eukaryota; Viridiplantae; Streptophyta; Magnoliopsida; Fabales; Fabaceae. The transcript has 10 exons. Gene Ontology annotation, biological process: proteolysis. The coding region runs from base 191 to 1639 and encodes 482 amino acids. Gene Ontology annotation, molecular function: aspartic-type endopeptidase activity.
AAACAUUUUCUUUUUUUGUAAUAUACUCGUUUCAGUUCCACCAAUAAGGUGAACUCCAGAAUCAGAAAUUUCAAGCUACACACGCAGAAGACUCGCCACACUUACCAAAACAUAAUCAUUACGCAUACAGAAGAAAAAUCUAACUACUGAAUUCUGAAAAUUUUCCACUGUAACAACGACAAGAAUUUCAAUGAUGACGAGUGUGGUGAUGUUGUUGUUGUUGUUGAUGAUGGUGUUUUCGAUUUCAGCUGUUGUUGCCACCCACGGCGGCGUCUUCAGCGUUAAGUAUAAGUACGCCGGCCAGCAACGUUCCCUCUCCGACCUCAAGGCUCAUGACUACCGCCGCCAGCUCUCCCUCCUUGCCGGCGUUGACCUUCCGUUGGGCGGCUCCGGCCGCCCUGAUGCCGUCGGGCUUUAUUAUGCCAAAAUUGGGAUUGGGACUCCUUCAAAGGACUAUUAUUUGCAGGUUGAUACUGGGAGUGAUAUUAUGUGGGUUAAUUGUAUACAGUGCAAAGAAUGUCCCAGCAGAAGUAACCUUGGCAUGGACCUUACACUCUACGACAUCAACGAAUCCUCCUCUGGUAAACUAGUUCCUUGUGAUCAAGAGUUUUGCAAAGAGGUAAAUGGGGGUCUUCUGUCUGGAUGCACUGCUAACGUGUCAUGUCCAUAUCUGGAGAUAUAUGGUGAUGGCAGCUCCACUGCAGGUUACUUCGUGAAGGAUGUUCUGUUAUAUGAUCAAGUGUCUGGAGACCUUGAAACGGCUUCAGCUAAUGGAAGUGUUAUAUUUGGGUGUGGUGCUAGACAGUCUGGAGAUCUAAGCUCAUCAAAUGAAGAAGCACUUGAUGGAAUACUUGGAUUUGGAAAAGCCAAUUCUUCAUUAAUUUCACAACUUGCUUCUUCUGGCAAAGUGAAAAAGAUGUUUGCUCAUUGUUUAAAUGGAGUAAAUGGAGGUGGUAUUUUUGCUAUUGGUCAUGUUGUGCAGCCUAAAGUGAACGUGACUCGAUUAUUACCAGACCAGCCUCAUUACAGUGUCAAUAUGACGGGGGUUCAAGUUGGCCAUACUUUUCUUAGUCUAUCAACAGAUGCAUCUCAACAAGGGGACAGAAAAGGGACAAUAAUUGACAGUGGCACAACCUUGGCCUAUCUACCUGAAGCAAUUUAUGAGCCACUAGUGUCUAAGAUAAUUACUCAACAACCUGACUUAAAAGUCCAGACUCUCCAUGACGAGUAUACAUGCUUUCAGUACACUGGAAGUGUUGAUGAUGGAUUUCCACUUGUCACUUUCUAUUUUGAAAAUGGACUCUCCUUGAAGGUUUAUCCACAUGAUUAUCUAUUUGCUUCUGAUAACUUCUGGUGCAUUGGUUGGCAAAAUAGUGGGACUCAGUCCAGAGAUAACAAGAAUAUGACUUUACUGGGUGAUUUGGUGCUUUCAAAUAAACUUGUCUUUUACAACCUUGAAAGUCAAGUUAUUGGAUGGACCGAGUACAACUGUUCUUCAACCAUUAAAGUGAGGGACGAGCGAACUGGCACAGUUCAUUUAGUUGGUUCCCACUAUAUAUCUUCUGCUUGCACUUUAACUACCAAUCGGGUGAUGAUGACCUUGUUUCUAAUUGCACUUCUUCACAAGUUGAUUUAUUGAAAUGGAGCAAUUAAUAUAAAUAUAUAUAACACAAGUCCAAAAUUAUGGUUAAAGGAAUUGAAAAUAGAAAUAACAUGAAAGCUAUUAAUAGAAGAAACUUAGUCUUUAGGAACCCUCCAAUGAUUUGUAAAUGUGAUUUCAAGGAAUAUCAGGGCUCCUACCAUUGGGAACCCUUAAUUUUA